Bombina bombina (fire-bellied toad) is the source of this 1034-nucleotide messenger RNA. It is a transcript of the gene SMIM29, whose product is annotated as small integral membrane protein 29. The record is from RefSeq and is a predicted model, not a curated record. Bases 395 to 700 code for a protein of 101 amino acids. NCBI's taxonomy places the organism in Eukaryota, Metazoa, Chordata, Amphibia, Anura, Bombinatoridae. The transcript is spliced from 5 exons.
GUCUUCCAAUCACUGCUGCUCUCUUGCACAACCAGAGACUUCUUAACCACACUAUAGAUUACAGGAAAUACAGUUAUGAUAUUGUAGGUUUGAAGGAACACAGUGUGACUGGGAGGGAGAAAACAUCACAUACACCUCUCUCUCUGGGACCCAGACACCUGACAUGUCAUCUACAAUAAGCUGCGUUGAAUUGCGUUCUAUAACCAUAACACUCUCCCUCCCACACCCUAGGCAUUUCUCUGGUCUGGCCACACCCUUCCCACGCCGAUUGGCUGCGGGUAUCUGACUUCUGCUUCCGGGUUCCAAACCAAACGGACUCAAUAGAGAAUAGCAGAUUUCCUUCUGCCACAAGAACACAUUGUUGACCAAUCCUCAUGUCCACAUUAUAGCAGUCAUGAAGAAUUCCACUGAUUUGGGACCCAGUAAUAUCACUGGUGACUCUAUGGGAGGGAUUGUGCUGGUGCCUUUCUUCCUUAUCACUGUGCUUGGUGUAGUAGUUGCUGUGAUCAUGUAUAUAAAGAAGAGAAAAAGAGUUGAUCGACUCAGGCAUCAUCUGCUGCCGCUAUAUAGCUAUGACCCUGCAGAGGAAAUACACGAAGCUGAGCAAGAACUUCUGGGUCAAGAAACCAAGGUCGUACAUGGCUGGAACAGUGGAUACCACCAAUAUAAGAGGGCAUCAUUAAGAGACGUGACCGCUUGACACCUGUGCGUCUUUUCCACUCCCCCCCGAAAGAAGAUGGAGACCCCGCACAGCUUUGCUCCGUUCAGCACUCUUAUGCCAAGGAAUUGCAGAUGUUGCUUUUAUAGCAAUUUGAUUUUAAAAUGUAAAUCUAUUUAUAUAAAUAUCCCUGGCAAAGCCUCAGCCAACAAAGUAGUAUCUUAAGCAGUAAGGAGAUUAAAAGCACUACCAUGUACAGGUUUGGGUAUAAUGCUGUGUAUUUCUCCUCCCCUUCUUUAUCUGCUGCCUAAUUAUUCAUUUGUAAUUAAGGAGAAACAUGUUAAGUUAUUUUAUAAACAAUGUGUGAAAACAUUGA